Messenger RNA from Magallana angulata, 1293 nucleotides. RefSeq lists its product as uncharacterized. The transcript is spliced from 2 exons. Lineage: Eukaryota; Metazoa; Mollusca; Bivalvia; Ostreida; Ostreidae. Gene Ontology annotation, biological process: protein polyubiquitination; proteasome-mediated ubiquitin-dependent protein catabolic process. Bases 199 to 1083 code for a protein of 294 amino acids. The record is from RefSeq and is a predicted model, not a curated record. Gene Ontology annotation, molecular function: ubiquitin protein ligase activity; protein binding.
ACACAUAGAAACAGGCAUGUUUGACUAUAAACACACAGAGCAAGCCAUGUUGGACCGUGAAGACUCAAGCUCAAUAGUUUACCAUACUCGUCAUACUGGUACAGUGGAACCUCAGUUAUCCGGACGUCCAUAAACUGAAGCGUCCGGAUAUCUGGAGUCUCGAUAGCUAAAGCCCCACUGUAUUCAAAUUUCAAUAACAUGUCGACCCAAGGAGCCGAGUCUUCUCCUCCGCCAGGCCUGUCACUGAUGGAUGAACCCCAGGUCAUUACAGAAAUAGACACAUAUUAUGGUCUUCUGAUUGGCAUAACCUGUCUGAAUGACACAGAAGUAUGGACGCGUGGUAAUGGCAAAAUUAUGAGACUCUACAACCUGCAUGGGAAACAAGUGAAGUCAAUCGAAACCAAGUCAGGAAACGAUCCAGGGGACAUAACAGUGACGAGGAAUGGAGAUCUGGUUUAUGCUGAUAACAAAGAUAGAACUAUGAACAUAGUAAAGAAUAAAACGAUAGAGACGGUCAUCAAACUACGCAAGUGGAAACCUGACCGUGUCUGUAGUACCUCCUGUGGUGACCUUCUAGUUUUCAUGGUCAGCGAUGAUUAUAAACAAGCAAAAGUUGUGCGUUACUCUGGCUCCAAAGAGAGACAAACAAUUCAGUACAGUGACAAAAGGCAACCUCUCCUCCCCUCUGGUGACACUUAUAUCAAACACAUCUGUGAGAACAGGAACCAAGAUGUCUGUGUGUCUGAUUAUGACGCCGGCGCAGUAGUGGUGUUCGAUCAGGCUGGGAAACUUAGGUUUAGGUACACUGGCCCACCUCCUAUUACCAAGGAAUCUGCAUGUAGUGAUCCCUACAAGAGAACAUUUCUUCCAGCAGGCAUCACCACAGACAGCCAGAGUCGGAUUCUGAUCGUUAACUACCACGACCAGUUUAUCCAUAUCAUAGAUCCCGACGGACGGUUCCUCCGCUACAUUGAUAACUGUAAUUUCUGCGCUCCUUGGGGUUUAUGUGUGGACUCUAAAGACAACCUUUAUGUGGCUGAAAGGGGCACACGUAAAUUGAAGAAGAUCAGGUAUUGCAUGUAAAUAAGUACUGUAUAAGCUAUUAAUAUAUGUACAAAUUGUAACUUAGUAAUAAAUAGAUUUAGAUUUUUAAUAUUUAGUUACCAGUAAAGAAAUAUAUUAUACGCAAAAAUUGCAAUCAGUCAGGGUGGAUUUGUUUAGUUAUACAACAUGUUUUUGUUUGUAUAAUUUUUUUUCAUUUGUUUAAACUUGUAUUUAUAUAUUAAAUGUAAC